UAAUUUUUUUCAUGUACAUUAUACAUACCUGUAAAAACGAGGAAAAAGAAAGUGUCAGAUUUUCUCUCCAACUGAUGGACCCUCGACGAGCGUCACGCACAGUAAGCGACCCAAAGGUCCGACAAGUGGGAUUCUUCACUCCGGGAGCUUCAUCACCCGAUCGUUCUCAAUCGGGCCCACCCGACCCUCACCCAAUCUCCUCUUCUCCACCUACAAUCACGGACCUCUCUCCUUCCAGCGGAAACUCUCUCUCUCCGGUCAUGAUCCCUCCGCCACGUCACGUUUCCGCUCCUUUAUCUCCUCUCCUUCGGGACUCUGCCCCUCCUGGCACCAUGGUUAAUAGUAAUAGUAAUAAUGCGACCGAGUUGUUUACUGCUGCUACUUCUCCUACUGCAACCACGUCAUUUUCGGAUAGUGGAAGAGGUGGAACGGCGCCGUCUAGUAGUUAUCCUGGUGGUGGGGGUGUUGGUGGACUUGAUAUGCCGCAAACGAGUAGUAGUGUCCCUGGGAGUGGAUUGACUACAGUUUCUGUUUUUGUUAAUUUGCCUCCUGGACUUGAUGAAAAGGCUGGAAUAUCAACUGACGUGCAAAAUAGUAACCGAUCAAAUUUAAAGCGAUUGAAAGAGAAAACUACUAAAGCUGAAAGACGUGCCCUUCAAGAAGCUCAACAAGCUGCUAAAGCUGCUGCAAAAGUGUUAUUAGCCGAAGGGGCUGCUAUUCCAGCAAAUGCAAAAUUGGCUAAAUCUGCAAAGGUUCCAUCACAAAAGAAUGACAACGCUCCAACUGCAGCUUCUGAGAAAAAGGGAGGUGAGCACCCGCCAGAGAAAGAUAGAAAGAAAGAUGUUCCUCAACCACGCAUGCAAUAUGAUGACAAGAGUCGAGUAGAGAAGGCAAAAAAGCGUGCAGUGGUAAAACAAACUGAAGCUAGGAACAGAGUUGAGUUGUUCAGACAUCUACCUCAAUAUGAGCAUGGAACUCAGCUACCUGAUCUCGAGUCUAAGUUCUUUCAACUUGAUCCUAUGCAUCCGGCCGUCUACAAGGUCGGAUUGCAGUAUUUAUCAGGAGAUGUUUGUGGUGGCAACGCUCGCUGCAUUGCAAUGCUUCAAGCAUUCCAAGAAGUCAUUAAUGACUACUCAACACCACCUGAGAAAACUCUUGUUCGGGACUUGACAGCAAAAAUUGGAAGUUAUGUUUCUUUUCUUAUUGAGUGUCGUCCCCUUUCAAUCAGUAUGGGGAAUGCAAUUAGGUUUCUAAAGAACCGAAUCGUCAAGUUGCCUUUGACUUUGUCCGAAGCAGAAGCAAAAGCAACUCUUCAUGCAGAUAUUGAUUGCUUCAUAUAUGAGAAAAUUAUAGUUGCAGACAAGGUGAUUGUCAAGCAUGCCGUCACAAAGAUCAGGGAUGGUGAUGUUCUUCUUACAUAUGGGUCAUCCUCUGCAGUUGAAAUGAUACUACUGCACGCCCAUGAGCUUGGAAAACAGUUCCAAGUUGUGGUUGUCGAUUCUCGUCCAAAGCUUGAAGGGCAACUGUUACUUCGUAGGUUGCUGGGAAAAGGCAUUAGCUGUACAUACACUCAUAUAAAUGCUGUUUCUUAUAUCAUGCAUGAAGUUACUCAAGUGGUUUUGGGUGCAUCAUCUGUACUGUCCAAUGGAACAGUUUACUCAAGAGUUGGGACUGCAUGUGUUGCUAUGAUGGCUCAUGCCUUCCAUGUACCGGUCUUAGUUUGUUGUGAAGCAUACAAGUUUCAUGAGAGGGUACAACUUGACUCCAUAUGCUCUAAUGAGUUGGGGGAUCCUGAUGCUAUUUCAAAAGUUCAUGGCAGAGACGAAAUCAACUUCUUGGGCGGCUGUGCCACUAGUGAAAAUAUGCAGCUUUUGAAUCUGAUUUAUGAUGCAACGCCAUCAGAAUAUGUAUCAAUGAUAAUCACAGACUACGGCAUGGUUCCACCCACAAGUGUCCCUGUCAUUGUGCGAGAAUAUCGGAGGGAGCAUUGGUGGAUAUAGAUGUUUAGCCUGUUGAUAGAUCUUGGAGGUUUCUCUAGAAUUUUGUUCGCGCUAAUAUCAUCUUUCCAGCCAUUGCAAUUAGAGAAUCAAGAGCAGAAGAAAUUUUUGCUUUACUUGCUUUUUCUCAUCAUCUAGAUGUUCUGGAAUAUUUUUGAGUUUCCCAGAUUUUGUUUUCUUAUUUCCUGACUCAGUGAAGAGUGCGUUUUUCGCCUCUCCGGGCAGAUUUAUCUUGCAUACAUUUGUAGUUACCAACUUUAUUUUUCCCCUUCUAGGAAUGGCAGGCCCCAUAGUCACUUUCAUAGUAAACUGACAGUUUUGUUGCCAGAGGCUUACAUGUUCAAUUGUACGUUAUUUUGUCCCAAUUUGGUUGAAAAGAUCGAAACAGUUUUGUUA
Messenger RNA from Ricinus communis (castor bean), 2393 nucleotides. RefSeq names its product translation initiation factor eIF-2B subunit delta. Bases 12 to 2000 code for a protein of 662 amino acids. The transcript has 7 exons. NCBI's taxonomy places the organism in Eukaryota, Viridiplantae, Streptophyta, Magnoliopsida, Malpighiales, Euphorbiaceae. The record is from RefSeq and is a predicted model, not a curated record.